AUGGUGACGGGGACAGAGACUGCUGCAACAGAGGCUAUCACUGAUAGCUGUAUGGAUGAAGUUGACUUGGAGACGAUGAAAGUUAUUCAAGAACAGUUCCUCGCUGUUGAUGCCGACGAAAUUAAAGAAGUUAGCGAGCAUUCCAAGCAGAUUAAAUUCAAGUCUGAAAUUGUAUGGAGGAAUGUGGCGUUAUUUGCAUCUCUCCAUGUUGCAUCACUGGUCGGUCUUUAUCAGUUUAUUUUCGUGGCCAAAUGGCCAACCUUAUUUUGGUAUUGCGCCUGUUGGCUUAUGGGCGUUAUGGGUAUCACCGCUGGGGCACAUCGCCUUUGGUCACAUCGAAGUUACAAAGCUAAAUGGCCUGCUCGACUAGGAAUGUUUUUUGCUCAUAUGGGUUGGUUGAUGGUUCGGAAACAUCCGGAAGUGAAAAGGAAAGGUUCCCAACUGGAUUUAAGUGAUUUGUUCAACGAUCCUAUCUUGGCAUUUCAAAGAAGAUACUGUUCUACUCUGCAUGGUACAUGGCUGAUCAAUUCAUUGGCGCACAAAUAUGGCUUCAGGCCCUACAAUCCAAACAUAACACCUGUUGAAUCCUUAUGGUUAGCAGUGACAGCAAUGGGUGAAGGUGGUCAUAACUAUCAUCACACUUUUCCACAAGAUUAUCGAACAUCUGAAUAUGUGCUUCACUUUAAUGUCACAAAAUUAUUCAUCGACAUACUGUAUUUCUUAGGACUGGCCUACGAUAUGAAAGUUGUUCCACAAGAGAUAAUUGAACGACAGAAAGCAAAAUACGUGAAGAAAUGUGAUUGA
This is a messenger RNA of Acanthocheilonema viteae, 804 nucleotides long. The record is from the annotation of a GenBank genome assembly. Lineage: Eukaryota; Metazoa; Nematoda; Chromadorea; Rhabditida; Onchocercidae.